This is a messenger RNA of Coccinella septempunctata (seven-spotted ladybird), 2028 nucleotides long. Its product is annotated as myelin expression factor 2-like. Lineage: Eukaryota; Metazoa; Arthropoda; Insecta; Coleoptera; Coccinellidae. The transcript is spliced from 5 exons. The coding region runs from base 158 to 1804 and encodes 548 amino acids. Gene Ontology annotation, molecular function: mRNA binding. Gene Ontology annotation, cellular component: cytoplasm; nucleus. The record is from RefSeq and is a predicted model, not a curated record.
UAUGUUCUGGGGACGCUUUCGCAAACGGCGUCUUCUGCAAUUUUGCAUCUUUCAUACGUCAAUUUCAGGUUCAGGACUUCAGCUGGAUUGCCGAUUGCGCUUUUUUCCCUAGGAUCAUUCUUAAAUUUUCAGAUCGACCCCGAUUCCAUACUUAAAAAUGAACGACUCCUCAGACGAGAAAGACCGCUCCCGUGAAAGAUCCCGUCGAGGGGACCGGGGCAGGGGCAACCGCAAUGUAGACAAUAGUCGGGAUCGUAGCGUCGAUAGAGGCCGAGAUAGAGGCGGCAAAUCCACAGGACACAGGGUGUAUGUAUCUAAUAUUCCUUAUGAGUUUCGUUGGCAAGAUCUCAAAGAUUUGUUCAGAGUUGAAGUUGGGGAUGUCCAAUUUGUCGAAUUGUUCGUUGACGAUAAAGAUAAAUCGAAGGGUUGUGGAAUUGUCGAAUUUGCCGAUAGUAGUUGUGUUAAGAAAUGUCUUGAAGUGAUGCAGCGAUUCGAAGUGAAGGGUCGUAAGUUGGUCGUCAAAGAGGAUUCUGGCAACGUCAGGGAUAAGCAUGGAAACAGUAUCAAGCGUGGAGCCGGUGCAAGAGACGAGGGAAGGUUCCACAGAGAAGAUCGGUUUGAUUCUCACAACUCUUCCUUUGGCGGUGGUGGUGGUGGUGUUAGAUCUACCAAUGAAAACACCUAUGGGUUGAGUCCAAGCUUCUUAGAGUCCCUACGAAUUGAUCUUCCCCUCUGUAAUAGGGUUUUUGUGGCCAAUCUGACGUACAACGUCGACAAGAAGAAGCUCAAAGAGGUGUUCAGACUAGCGGGGAGGAUACAGAGGGUCGAAUUACACACAGACAAAGAUGGCAGAAGCAGAGGCUUCGCGGUCAUCGAAUACGACCAUCCCGUGGAAGCCGUCCAGGCUAUAUCGAUGUUCAACAAUCAAUUCUUGUACGAGAGACAGAUGUCCGUGAGGAUGGACCGCGUGAACGACGGUACCAAACUGCCGGAAGGACUCAAGGGCAUCGGUAUGGGCCUCGGCAGCAACGGGGAACCGCUCAAGGACGUUGCGCGUAAUUUACCCUCGUCUAACGCCCAGCAGAACAACAGCAUGGGCGGCGGUAUCCUCGGGGCCGUACCCAACCCCGCCUUACAAGUAGCCAGCGCCUUGACCGGGUUGAACAACAUCAAUCCGUUGUCGAGCUUGACCGGCAACACCGGGGUGUUACAGGCCGCUAAUUUGGCGGGCGGUUUGACUGGUAACCUCCUGGGAGGCGGAUUGGGCGGCGGCGACUUGUCCUUGGCCAAUAGUCUCGUGUCCAACUCGCUGGCGCAGACGCCCGCUCAGUUGGCGGCGCUGAGCAGCAUCAACAGUUCUUCCGCUUCUAGUUUGGGACAAUUUGGACGAUCCGACGCUGGUUACGGUACCGGGGGCGGCGGUAUCGGUAACAAUAGGAGUUUCCAGAACCAGUUCGACUCUGGCAGUAAAAACGUAUCUUAUGGAGCCUUUGCCAACGACAGGGACUCUACCGCCUACAGUAAACUGUCUGAUAACGCCAAUAUCAGAGGAUCGGUGAAUGUUCCCAAGAGCACCAGUGGGUUUUCCAGGAAAAUUGUGGUUUCAAACUUACCGACAACUGCCAGUUAUAAAAUGUUGCACGAUAAAUUUUCCGAAUUCGGAGAAGUUCAGCAUUUCGAAGAGAAGAGCGCUGGGACUAUGCUGGUGAUGUAUGCCAACGAAUGGCAAGCGGAGAGAGCUAUCAAAAAUUUGGACAGGGCGAGGAUAGACGGAAGGACCAUAGACGCAAGUUUCUUCAUUUAAGCGUGGAGCAUGACGAUAAUUUUGUUUAGGAUUUUUAUUGCUUUUGUUUUAGUUUUUAACUGACUUUAUUCUCAGAGUGAAGUAGAUAUCGAGAAUUUUCUAAUGCAGAAAAACAACUGUUAGUUAGGAAAUUUUGGUAUGUUCCGUUUGUUGACAAUGUUAUUUUUAAGUUCCACAUCAACUGAAUAUUUCAUCAAUUCAUCUAAUAAAUGUGUGAAACCAUG